Messenger RNA from Teleopsis dalmanni, 1666 nucleotides. RefSeq lists its product as uncharacterized. Gene Ontology annotation, molecular function: protein binding. NCBI's taxonomy places the organism in Eukaryota, Metazoa, Arthropoda, Insecta, Diptera, Diopsidae. The transcript has 7 exons. The record is from RefSeq and is a predicted model, not a curated record. The coding region runs from base 61 to 1551 and encodes 496 amino acids.
AUAAAAAUAAUAAUUUUGAAUAUCAUAAGACAAGAAAAAUAAUAUCAUAUAUCAAACGAAAUGCUCGUUUUCAUCAUGAUUUUAGUCGUGAAUGCCUGCUUUGCUGGUACCAUCCCCGCUACGCCGGAGAAUAUUACAGUGACAUUUUUAACACCAACAACCGUACGAGUGUCCUGGCAAACUAUGAUUGAUCUGAAUGCACAUCCAGUCGAAAAGUAUAUUGUGACUUAUAAGCCAACAGAUGACAGUUACAGGGUUGUCCAGGAUGUCGCAGGUAACAGCGAAGCAAUCAUCUUAGAUCGCCUAUCACCCAGCACACAGUACUCAAUAGCAGUGACGGCCAUUUGGCUUGGUAAAAAGUACCGCAGCAGGCAAAUAAUAUUUAGAACACUUGAUAUGCCAAAACCUGCUCUACAACAAGACUUCUCAGCGGCAUCUAACUUAGGUGCAGGCAGCAAUAUUAAUUUUGGGCCAAAUUAUGGUGGUAGAACAACCAAUAGUAGUAUAUUUUCGGAUGAUGUCACUUCCACAGCAACAAAUAAUUUUGCACAGGGUACACACAGGGAACUACCAACGAUUCGCGGUGUAGAAAUCGGAAUUGUACUGAUAGUGUUAAUGGUGUGGGCUGGAGCCAUAGCACUUUUCUUUAAUCGUUGGGGCAAAAUUCGCAUGCUACUUCCAUAUCAGCCUGAUUACAAACAUGAACAGCUCAAAGUGCCAGGAGCAGGUAGCUGCAGUGGAGGCGUUUGCAAUGGAAAUCAUUCACAUCAGAAUUUAAAUAUGUUGCAGGAGGAGCACUCCACAUCUAUAGCAGAACGUUGUACGAGAAGCCGCAUCAAUUCGGCGAUAUUCGUUUCAUCGGAUGGAAGAGGAUUUGAUUCCAUUGAAUUCCUGCGAAGGCAUGGCUCACAAAGUGUACUCUGUCGAAAAGCCAAAAGUGCAGAGAACAUAACUGAUAACGACCGAAAAAAAAGUUUCUCGGAAAAGCGACAAUGGCGCACAAAUGAUGGCACUGAUACUAAUACCGAUGAUGAGACUAGGGAUAAUAUGUGUAUCGAACUACAAGAAUGUAGACCAAUGGUUGAUAAAUCUAAUCGAAAUGAUAGUGAAAUAAGAGCAACAACAAGUUUACUGGGAAAUAUUGCCCCAGUAACCACAUCAAACAUGAUUGUUGGUAGUAUAUCGAUUGAGGCACCACCAGCGUACAUGAAAGACGAUAGUAAUAGUGCUUUAAAUACUAUUCUUGAUAUACAACAAGAACCACUAUUGAUAAGAACGCCUCCAAAAACAACUUCACGUGACUCCACCGAUACAGUCGAAGAACUCAUUCUUGUACCCAAUGAAACUAGAUCUAAAGUAUUAGUACAUCAACGUUCCUCAACAGCUUCAUCCACAGCACGCAGUCAAUCACCGCCAUUUUCAUCAACACACAGUAGUCCGAAAACGCUAACGCUCAAAGGCAUCAAACCAAAAAUUGGUACACUACCUAUGGUUUCAGUAUCAGGUCCUUCACCACCACACGAAAAACCGCCACCGUCCGAUUGCUUGUAACAAAUGGCAGCCGAGACAUUUAUUUAAGAGUGUUUAAAAUCAUGGAAUGGAAGGAAAUUUAUGAUCAUUUGCAGCACUAUAUAAACAUACAAUAUAUAAAAGCCAAAAUAUUAAA